This is a messenger RNA of Emericellopsis cladophorae, 732 nucleotides long. RefSeq names its product mRNA turnover protein-like protein. Gene Ontology annotation, biological process: ribosomal large subunit biogenesis; ribosomal large subunit assembly; rRNA processing. Gene Ontology annotation, molecular function: RNA binding. NCBI's taxonomy places the organism in Eukaryota, Fungi, Ascomycota, Sordariomycetes, Hypocreales, Bionectriaceae. The record is from RefSeq and is a predicted model, not a curated record. The transcript is spliced from 2 exons. Gene Ontology annotation, cellular component: nucleolus; preribosome, large subunit precursor. The coding region runs from base 1 to 732 and encodes 243 amino acids.
AUGCCUAAAUCCAAGCGCGCAAAGGUCGUCCACAUGACCCAGGUCGCAAAGAAGACCCGCGACGACAAAGACCAGCUCUUCACCAACAUUCGCGAAGCCGUCCCCGAGUAUCAGCAUGUCAUUGUCUUUGAGGUGGACAAUAUGCGCAACAAUCAUCUCAAGGUUGUUCGACAGGAGCUGUCCGAUUGUCGAUUGUUCUUUGGCAAGACGAAGCUCAUGGCAAAGGCGCUGGGCCAGAAUCCUGCCGAAGCCGUUGCCCCUGGGAUCGAGGGCCUCACCAAAUACCUGGCUGGAACUGUUGGGCUGAUCCUUACGAACCGCCCUGUCGAAGCCAUCCUCGCGUACCUCGACAACUUCCACCCGGUGGACUUUGCGCGGGCUGGUGUCCCCGCCACACGAGAGUUCACCAUUCCCGCUGGCGUUGUCUAUUCCACUGCGGGGGAGAUUCCCGCGGAGUACGAUGUACCAAUGGAGCACACCAUUGAACCUGAGCUGCGCAGGCUCGGCGUCCCGACGAGGAUGGUCAAGGGCAAGGUCGUCCUUGGCGAGGAGAGCGGCGAGGGUGAGGGCUAUCUGGUAUGCAAAGAAGGCCAGGUCUUGGACUCGAGGCAGACUAGGCUACUCAAGCUGUUCUCAGUCUGUCUCAGCGAGUUCAAGGUCAAUGUGUUAGCACACUGGAGCUCAGCGUCAGGCGAGGUCAUUGAGGUCAGCCAAAGCGCAAUGGAAGAAUAG